Molecule: messenger RNA, 1946 nt
Organism: Miniopterus natalensis
Lineage: Eukaryota; Metazoa; Chordata; Mammalia; Chiroptera; Miniopteridae
Gene: GRWD1
Product: glutamate rich WD repeat containing 1
Biological process (GO): ribosome biogenesis
Cellular component (GO): nucleolus
Molecular function (GO): protein binding
Source: RefSeq, a predicted model, not a curated record
AGGCUUCGAAGAUGGCGGCGCGCAAGGGUCGGCGGCGCACGUGUGAAACAGAGGAGCCCAUGGAGGCCGAAUCCCGGGAUGCAGGGUCGGAGGGCCCGGCCCAGGUCUACCUGCCCGGCCGGGGACCGCCGCUGCGCGAAGGAGAGGAGCUGGUCAUGGACGAGGAGGCCUACGUGUUGUACCACCGAGCUCAGACUGGCGCCCCCUGUCUCAGCUUUGACAUAGUCCGGGAUCACCUGGGAGACAAUCGCACAGAGCUCCCUCUUACACUUUACCUGUGUGCUGGGACCCAGGCGGAGAGCGCCCAGAGCAACAGAUUAAUGAUGCUUCGGAUGCACAAUCUGCACGGGACCAAGCCCCCACCAUCAGAGGGCAGCGAGGAAGAGGAGGAGGAGGAGGAGGAAGAAGAGGAGAGGAAGCCUCAGCUGGAGCUGGCUAUGGUGCCCCACUAUGGUGGCAUCAACCGAGUUCGGGUGUCUUGGCUAGGCGAGGAGCCGGUGGCUGGGGUAUGGUCAGAGAAGGGCCAGGUGGAGGUUUUUGCUCUGCGGCGGCUUCUGCAGGUGGUCGAUGACCCCCAGGCCCUGGCAGCCUUCCUCCGGGACGAGCAGGCUCGCGUGAAGCCUAUCUUCGCCUUCACUGGCCAUAUGGGGGAGGGCUUUGCACUGGACUGGUCUCCCCGUGUGCCCGGGCGCCUGCUGACUGGCGACUGUCAGAAGAACAUCCACCUCUGGACGCCCACGGAUGGCGGCUCCUGGCACGUAGAUCAGCGGCCAUUUGUGGGCCACACUCGCUCCGUGGAGGACCUGCAGUGGUCCCCGACCGAGGACACGGUAUUCUCCUCCUGUUCCGCCGAUGCCUCCAUUCGCAUCUGGGACAUCCGGGCCGCCCCCAGCAAGGCCUGCAUGCUCACCACUGCCACCGCCCAUGAUGGAGAUGUCAAUGUCAUCAACUGGAGCCGCCGGGAGCCCUUCUUGCUCAGUGGUGGGGAUGACGGGGCCCUCAAGGUCUGGGACCUGCGGCAGUUCAAGUCUGGCUCCCCAGUGGCCACCUUCAAGCAGCACGUGGCCCCUGUGACCUCCGUCGAGUGGCACCCCCAGGACAGUGGGGUCUUCGCAGCCUCGGGUGCAGACAACCAGAUCACACAGUGGGACCUGGCUGUGGAGCGGGACCCCGAGGCGGGUGACACGGAGGCCGACCCCGGGCUGGCGGACCUCCCCCAGCAGCUGUUGUUUGUGCACCAGGGUGAGACAGACCUGAAGGAGCUGCACUGGCACCCACAGUGCCCCGGGGUCCUGGUCAGCACCGCCCUGUCGGGCUUCACUGUCUUCCGCACCAUCAGUGUCUGAGGAGGGCCUGGCAGCACCUGCUCUGGCCGCGCACUUGGGAACUGAAGUUGAAGUUGGUUUCCCUGGAGGGACCAUUCAGAUCUGUCAGUCCAUCCCCCCCUCUAAAGAAGGACUUGGUUUGGCCCGUGAUGGAUUCUGUUUGUCUUACUGUUCUUUGAAAGGGCUUGGUUUGGUCCGAUGACCCUUCUCACCAAAGGACCUGGUUUGACCCCUUUCCUCUAAAACCACUGGGUUUGAUUCCAGUGACCCCAUCCACCUGAAGACUUGGUUCAGCCCAGUGAUUCCCCACCCUUCAGAGGGUGCUUGGCCCCUUUCACAGGUGGGCCUGGUGUGGCCAAGUUACUGGGGAUAGUUUGUCAGCUGUGGCACUUGGCUGGACCCUUUGGCCCCAGGGAACUCAAGUGCUUUACAGUGACUGGACAUGUUUGAGGGAGGGUUCCCCCAGCAGGAUUAGGUUUUGCCCCUUGUCUUCCUGUCAGCUGGGCUUGGCCAGGACUCCCCACUGAGGGGCUGCCUGGGCCUUCUCUCCUGAAGGCAGGCACUAUGGAGCGAGGAAACUCAGGGCUCCUGAGAGGCAAUAAAGAUCCAGAAUAGGCCUGA